Amphiprion ocellaris (clown anemonefish) is the source of this 4765-nucleotide messenger RNA. RefSeq names its product transcription factor MafG. Gene Ontology annotation, cellular component: nucleus. The record is from RefSeq and is a predicted model, not a curated record. Gene Ontology annotation, biological process: regulation of transcription by RNA polymerase II; regulation of epidermal cell differentiation. Gene Ontology annotation, molecular function: DNA-binding transcription factor activity, RNA polymerase II-specific; RNA polymerase II cis-regulatory region sequence-specific DNA binding. The coding region runs from base 436 to 924 and encodes 162 amino acids. NCBI's taxonomy places the organism in Eukaryota, Metazoa, Chordata, Actinopteri, Pomacentridae. The transcript is spliced from 3 exons.
AAGACGUGUUAUUCGCAUUUCAUAUGAGGCACUUCGCGUGUAGUUCCUCCUUCUAUCCAGUUUGAGGAACGGCUCGGUGCUGUGUUGGAACAGUGUAGUAGGAAGGCUGAGCACGGGGAUUUCCUCACUUGCUUGUUUUGUAGGCGGGGAGUUGUUUGCCACUUUCACAAGCAGGCGUUGAGAGGUUGGAGACGGAGUCGCGGAAUGUGAAAACCGUGUAACCUGUGCGGGCUACGUCUGCGGUAGAAAUAGUUUGCCAAGACGUCUUGUGUCCAGUGUCACCGCGCGUCGGGGUGGUUUGUCAACUCAUGCGCUUCUCGCUGUUCAAACCUGCUGCUUCAUCACCUCGCUGUGAACAGGAGCAAGCGCAAGCCGAGCCAGCGGUUUAGCGAGAUCAGACAAACCAUCAGUGCAGGUGGACGCUGCUUUCGUGGCAUGACUACCACAAAUAAGGGAAACAAGGCCUUAAAGGUGAAGCGGGAGCCUGGGGAAAAUGGCACCAGCCUAACAGAUGAUGAGCUGGUGACCAUGUCAGUGCGAGAACUGAACCAGCAUUUGCGAGGGCUGACGAAGGAAGAAAUACUGCAGCUGAAGCAGCGACGGCGUACUCUAAAGAACCGGGGCUAUGCUGCAAGCUGCCGGGUGAAGCGUGUUACCCAAAAAGAGGAGCUGGAAAAACAAAAGGCUCAGCUACAGCAGGAAGUGGACAAGCUGGCCACAGAGAAUGCCAGCAUGAAGGUGGAGCUGGACGCCCUGCGUUCAAAGUAUGAGGCCCUGCAGAGCUUUGCCAGGACUGUGGCCCGCAACCCCGUCACCUCAGCAAGGGGACCUAUGGCGUCUGUCAUAGGCCCCCUCAUUCCUGGUAAAGUAGCUGCCACCAGCGUUAUCACCAUCGUCAAAUCCAAAACGGAGGCUAGGUCGUAGUAGCAGAGAGGUCAGGAGGAAGAUUUUCAAGACUAGUCAGUGCAUUGUAACAUGGUGCAGGAUUACCUGUGUAAGUUCUCAAUUUUACUCUUGGCCCCAACACUAACAAUAUGCUUCCCGAAUUUACCCUCAUAGUAUGAUUCAGCACUACAUACUUGUCAACUGAUGUAUUGUGCGUGGUUGUGUGGGGGUGAUUUUGAAUUAGUGAUACUGAAACGUUUAAAAAAGUGAACUUUGCUUACAAAUAUUCAACAAGACUGUAUUGGAGGACAUCAAAUCCAGACUGCUGUUUGCUUGUUGCUUUUGAUAAGAUGAUGUAUUUAAUAUAUGUUUCUUCAAGACUGGGAUCUUAAGUCUUUUCCGUCCUAAGAAUUGGCAUUUUAUAGAGUCUCCCAGGUGAUCACAACUAAUAAAAUAAUAAAUUACACAGUUUAUUCCUUGCCCAUUCCACAAUACAGACAGUAGAAAGAGCCAGCACAAAUUCCACUAUAAGUCCCUUUGCUUGUUAUUAUGCACUGACUUAAUUUAUGAGAAAUGACAAAUGGUCACUAACUCUUGGUCUUAAUGUUACAGGUGUCUUUAAAACAACCUGACUAACCCAAAACUAGUAAAUUACUCCAAUUUGUGAUUUUGUUGGUUGUCUGUCAAGAAUAUAAGCAUGAAAUAAUGCUCCUACAUGUAGCAUUAAUUUCUGUUUAUGCAUUUGUGACAGGCUUCAGUGAACUUGUCAUCAUCAAUAUGACUAGUAGAUGCAAUAAUAUAUGUAUGCACUGAAGAUACAAAGAGGUCUUGCAUAUUUAUGGUUAAGUGGAAACUAUAAAAGUGAUCAGCAGUUCUUAACGAUGUUGUUCCAGAGCUGAGUGCCAUUCUGAUAUGACAAGAUUCUUCUACAAUAUCUGAAAACCUGAAUGUUAUUACAGUAAUAUCCUCAUCUUUUGUGGGGACCGUGAAAUCCACAAACAUUUUGAAACAUAAUUUUUGCUCAUAGAGAAAAUUUGUUGUUUUUGUUUAAAAGAUAUAUAUAUUGCAUUUUUUGUAAUUACUUGUUGACAGGGCCGUCAGAUAUUUCCAAAAGAAAAUCUUUACACAAGCUUUACUGUUUGAAUUGUUAAGGUGUAGAAAACUUUGUCUAAUGUUGAGUUCUUGGUUUUUAUUACUAGGUAGAUUACCUUCCAUUGUUUAUAGAAAUACAGAAAAAGAAAAAAUAAAAAAAAAAAAUCCUGUGACAUCUUUUUGCAAUUGUACCGAAAGUGGCUUACUAUUGAAGUCUGAUAGCUUUUUCUAGUGACUAGGCGCGUACUGUGGGGUAGCGCGUGAUGUGAUGUGUAAGUGACAAGUUGGCAGUGUCGUUCACUGUAUAGAUGUCAAUGCUGUGCUAUUUAAAACAAAUCUGUAGAGCUAAACUAGAUGGUGUAAACAAGGUCAGUUGUCUUUGUGCGUAUUGGCAUCUGUGAUAUCCUCCGCUUCCUUGGUGUUAGUUACGAAUCAUAUUGUCAUUAAGAGUUUACCACAUUGAGCCAUGUAAUUUGGUGAAAUGGCAUUAGUGAACAUUAAUUCAAAAGACUUUUGAAGCUUAAAGCGAUACUGAGUAAUGGUUGCACCUGGUGCUGGAUGCCCUCCAAAUACAUCCCCCUGUAACCUGAAAGUAAAUGACUUCAUUACUGGUUAGAUUUAAUUAUCAUAUUCAUUCCAGCUGCUUACUUGGUGUAAAUUAGAUUGCAGGGAUAGAGUGAAUAACCCAUAAAAAUUAUCUUUUGCCAGACUAAAUGAAAAAACUGUUUUACAGUUUACCUGUGGAUGUGUUUUUUUUCUCCAAAUGUUGACAGACCUUGCAGUUUCUCAUGAUAUAACAAUAAGAUUGCAUUAUUAAACUUCAGAAGGUACACCACUGUUGUGAAAUUAACUACCAGUCUUCAGAAAAAGCGGAAGGGUUUGUAUGCACUAAGCUCCUGCUUGUUUUGCUCAGGACAAAACAGGUUGCUAAAAAUGAACAAACCAUUCCAGGUGAGAAGCAAGGAGGCAGGGAUGGCAGCUCAGUUUUUUUUUGUUCUCUUUUUUAAUAAUAAGCAUGUCAUAAAGGGCUUCAAUCCACACUUAGAAAGAGACACAGCAUGACCACGUAGAAUUACAAUCAACAACAGCUGCCAGCAGUGCUCCUUCUGUGCCAAGUGUUGCAUCACUCUCCUGGUCCUCUAAAAGGAAUUUAACACUGAAGCAGCUCUGCACCUCAAGGUGAAAGUAGUUGUGUAAUGACAUUAACAGAAUGCACUUCAUCCAGAUCUCACUCUCCUGCUGGUCAGAACAUCUUAUAUUGUCGGGGGAGGUGUUAAUCAGCAGUCACUCUCAAAACUACGUCUCAGCAAAAACUCUAUGCCAGAGAUCUGGGUGCUGGUUAUAGUGUCUGUGUGCAAGUAUCCUAUCCUCACUUUGUCAACAUGCUUAGCUAUCUGCAUUGACUGGGGUAACUGUGGGAAAAUAUAUAUCUGACUCUUGACAUAGCCCAGUAUUGAUGUUGGCGUCCUUAUUGCUGUGGCAGUCUUGUGGAGUGAAUCUUUUUCGUGUCAAGUGUCUUUAAGGUGUUCGAGUGGCACUGUUGACCAAUCUCUCAAUCUCCUCUAGAGAUGAUGACUCUCUUUCUCACACAUACAGGUGUAUAGUAUGUAGCUACAGUAGGUAUUAAUGACCAUUGUGAAAAAGUGACCCUUAAUAUGCAACUCAGUGGAAAGGUGUGAAAGAGUAGACGUACGAGUAAUCAAUAUUGUCAAAGUUACUAUGGUCUGUUAUUUAUAAUUCUUGCUGUUUUGUAGGGGUUUUUUUUUUUUUUGGUAAAAUGUGUUUUUAUUUUUCCCUCACAUUUUGCAUCAUUUCAUGGAAGAGCAAUUGGCCCUUGUUUAUAGUAGCUAACGUGAUAGUGAGCAGUGUUUUAAAGGAAUCACGGGACCGUUGCACUCAAGCCUUACUCAGUUACUCUGGUCUUAAAUUAGCUGAUCCAUAAAUUGAACUUGGAUAUCGACAAAGAUAUUGCUAAUAUAUAGAUGUUUGUGCACUAAGUGGAUGUUACAUUAUAUUCUGUCACAAGGGCCACUUGCAAUAUGUUAUUUUUUUUUUUGUUGGUAUACCCGUUUGUGUGUGUGUCGGUAUGUGUGUGUGUAUGUAUGUGUGUUUUUGUACAACUGAGGUUUCUCUGCUGCUACACCAGUCAUUAAUGCUCGUCAUUUGCUGUAGCAUCAUCCACAGCAUUUCUGUUCUCAUCUUGUGUCGAGUGUGUAUUUGAAAUUGAUCUUAACACUGUAAUUUGUUCUGCAGAUUUAAUUGAAGUUUUAAUUGGUUAUGGCUUUUUCUUGUGUGUUUUGUUUUUGUUUUGUUUUUUACAAGCAACAUGUAAGAGAGGAUAAAUAACAGCACUUGAAUGGCAGUUGUAUUUAGUAGCUCUCAAGACAUUGGCUUUUUUCAUGAAAUUAUGCUUUGUAAACGGUUGACUGUGCAGGUUUUUCCUUCUUACUCUAUGGAGUGGGUCUGUGUUUCAAAGGUAUACAAAUCUGACUAAAGCGAGUAAUACAAAGUUAAUAACCUGUUUUGUUAUUUUUUCUGUAUGGGUUGUAAUAAAAUAUUGCAGUACUUUGUAUGAAAACAGACAAUAGUUAAUUGUAACUAUUUAUAAAUUAAAUUAUUGUACUUUUUGCAAUCUGUAGAUAAGUACUAUGUAUUCAUAUAUACAGUAACAACUGUGGAUUUAAACGUGAUUCUCUGAGGUGUCUAAGUUAUUGAUGUAUAUAUUGUAUGUUUGUUGAUACAGCUUACUUUAUUUUCUAUAAGACCAAUAAAAUGUUUUGGAAAAGGA